This is a messenger RNA of Electrophorus electricus (electric eel), 4658 nucleotides long. RefSeq names its product golgin A1 (gene golga1). Gene Ontology annotation, cellular component: Golgi apparatus. The record is from RefSeq and is a predicted model, not a curated record. Lineage: Eukaryota; Metazoa; Chordata; Actinopteri; Gymnotiformes; Gymnotidae. Gene Ontology annotation, molecular function: ATP binding.
UCGAGACGUCACGAGGCGUCUGGUGACUGUGGGGAUGACGUGGAGAAGUUAGCUCGCGUAGCUAGCAUGGAGGCUAGCUCGACAGAUACACAUGUAAACACGGGAAAGACGCUUCUGGAUCAGCGAACAAUGUCAAAGACUUCAGUUCGUGAAACUGUGGACGUCGGUUGUGUCUUUGUUAGCUGAAGCCGUGCAGAAGGCCUCCGGAGAGACGACGUUGCCCUCACUUUGGCCAUCCACACACUGAAGGGAUGUUUGCUAAGUUGAAGAAGAAGAUUGCGGAAGAGGUGGCCACGGCCCCGCGGACCGGACGCAUUCCCCGAUCCAUGAGCAAAGAGUCCAUAACGUCUGUAGGAGCAGACUCUGGAGAUGACUUUGCGUCUGACGGCAGCAGCUCCAGAGACGAUUUCUCUUCUCAGAUUUUGCGCAGGAAUGACCAGAUCCGAAAGCUGGAGGCCAAACUUUCAGACUACGCUGAGCAGCUUCGGCUAAUGCAGAAGACCAAGGACAAGCUUGAGACUGCAUUAGAGAAGCAUCAGGAUUCGUCCAUGCGUAAGAUACAGGAGCAGAACGAGAGCUUCCAGUCCAACAGAGCCAAGAUGGCCGAAGGCAUGGCCUUAGCCCUGGAGAAGAAAGAUCAGGAAUGGAGAGAGAAGAUGGCCGUUUUAGAGCAGGAGAAGGCCUCAUUAAGUGCUCGUCUGGAGCAGAGUCUGAGUCUCUUCCAGAAGAGAGAUGAACAGGAUGAGCUCGAUGGCUUCCGGAUGCAGGAACUAGCCAAAGUCAAACACUUGCUCUUGCGGAAGGAGGAGCUUCUGUCUCAGCGUGAGCGUGAGCUGAAGCAGAGAGGCGAGGAGUUGAACACGGCCCGUCUGGAGCUCUCUCAGACCCAGGACAAGCUCUACGAGCUUGGGGAGGAGCUCGAGGAGCUCCGUGCCCACAGAGAUGAGAUGCUGGGUGAGAGGGAGGAGGCAGAACGGAGGAUCUCAGAUCUGGAGGUGAGGGAGCAGGAGCUCCAGCAGCUUGUCCAGCAGGUGUCUGAGGACUUCCAAAAGGCCCAGAGUGUAGCUGGAUCUCUACAGAAGUCCAUGGACUCCCUGCAGGCUGAACACCACCGCCUGAAACUGCAGCACAAGCAGCACAAGAGUAAGGCUGCCGUGACCGAGCAGGAGCAGGAGAGGCUGACAGCCGACCUGCAGGAGAAGGUCCUCUCUCUGGAGCGGAGGCUGGAGGCCAACCUCUCCCAGGACGAGCACCUACAGGAACUGCUCAAGGAGAAGUCCUCAUUGGAGCAGAGGUUGGUGGAAGUAAGGGCGGAGCUACUAGAAGAGCGAACCAAUCACACAACAGCAGUCAACUCCCUACAAGCCCAGAAAUCCUCGUUGGAGCAAAGAUUAGAGGAGGUAAGGGCGGAGCUGCUAGAAGAGCGAACCAAUCACACAGCAGCAGUCAACUCACUACAGGCCCAGAUUUCCAAGCAGAACACCAGCUUGUCUGAGGUCCACACGCUGCUGAGACACAAAGAUGACUCGUCCAAAUCCUACCGGGAGAGGACAGACACGCAGAUAGCCGACCUGGAGCAGAGACUCUCCGACUCCACACACAGGCUGGCUUGUAUGCAGCAGCAGCUGGUAGACAGCGAGGCACACAGAGACAGACUGCAGGUGGAGUGGGUGGAGCAGAGGAAGAGGCUUGAGCAUCAGGUCUCCACCCAGAGACUGGAGAAGGUGGCCAAGAUGGAGGAAGAGCUGUUCAGUCUGCGUCUGGAGAGAGAGUCACAGAUCAUAGAACAGCAGGACAGCAGGCGGUUGUGGGAACAGGAGAAGGUCGAGAUGGUGAAGAGCAGGACCGAGAUGGAGAGCACUAUGGAAGGGCUAACGGCAGAACUGGAGCACACCAGAGCCGAGCUCAGCAGCAGGCAGACGGUGAGUGUGGAGAUCGCUAAAGCUUUAGAAGAAACCAGGAAGCAGCGAGAAGAGCUACAGCAGCAGGUCGGGGAGAUGUCUGCGUCUCUGCAGGAGGCGGAGCAGGAAGUAUGUAGGCUCACGGAGCAGGUAGAGGAGAAGGAGGCUGAGCUACGCCGUCUGAGGGAGGACCUGCAGGCAGCACGCUCCAGUUUCUCCUCUCUGCAGGCUGAGUGGGAGGAGUUUCGUCAUCAGACAGAGGAGAGAGAACGUGAGAGAGAACGUGAGAGAGAACGUGAGAGAGAACGUGAGAGAGAACGUGAGAGAGAACGUGAGGGAGACGCCCAGAUCACAGCACAGGAGCCCCUCCCCCAGCCUGACGGGCUCAACUCCUGCCCGGCAAAGGUGUCUGAUCUGCAAGGCGAGGUGGAGAGUCUGACCAUGCAGCUGCAGGAGGCAGAAGUGUGUGUGUGUGAACAAAAUGGGGUCGUUGCCAUUGGCGACCUGGAUCAGCUGCAGAACACUAACAAGGAGCUGGAACAGCAACUCGGUGAGAAGAACAAGACGAUAAAACAGCUACAGCAGAGACUGGCAGAACUGAAGAGGACCUUACAAAAAGAGCUGAAACUGAAGCCAGACUCUGACUCAGACAACAGAGACAAGCUCCAGGAGGCCCGGCCCGAGAGGCCGUCUGACAGGCCCAGCGCCGAGGCCCCUGUCCCAGCCCUGGCUGCUACUCCAGCCCCAGGCUCUGCUCAGGGCCUGAGCCCUGCGAUGCACUCCUCUCUAACCAGAGUCACAAACAGUUCAGAUCUGAUGGACACAAGAGAGAUCAACUUUGAGUACCUCAAACACGUAGUGCUCAAAUUCAUGUCCUCUAGAGAGACAGAGGCGUACCAGCUGAUCAGAGCUGUGUCUGUGCUGCUGCACUUCACACGUGAAGAGGAGGACAUGCUGAAGCAGACCCUGGAGUAUAAGAUGUCGUGGUUCGGCUCCAAGCCUACACCCAGGGGCAUCGUCCGGCCUUCCAUCUCAGGAGCGCCGAGCGGAUGGAGCUGAGAGAUAGAGGGAGAGAGAGGGAGAGGGAGGAAGGAUGGUGGCGUUGAUGGUGUUGUUGAUGGAGUUGGGCUAUAGCGGGGAGGGUGAAGAUGACCUGACCUGUUCCUCCAGUGUUAAUCCCCCUGGUCUGAGAACCAGCAGACAGCCUCCUCCCUGUUCCUUUGGCUGGCGUGUCUCCGCCGACGACCAGCUGUGUGGGGGUCUUCUCCAGCAGCUCUUUGGCGGAGCGAGUUCCAGCGCGGGAGGACGAGCUGAGUCAUGCUCCAAUUUGGGCUGCUGGGAUUCCACCACACCUCAGUUCCCAGGAUCACGUAUGCAUGCAUGAUUGCGUGAGCGAGUGAAUGCAUGAAUGAAUGCCCUGCUGACUGUGUGUUCACCACAGAUAUCCGCUGCUACCCUUCAGCCUGAGAAAGUACUGUUAGACAGAACUGGUUUCUCAUCGACCUGGUUGUUUCCUUUGCUCUGUUCUUUUUACCACUCUGAAGAUGGUCCUGCUCAGAUCAAUGUGGACCCCACGUUGUCAGUAAGCGUGCAUGUGGAAAUAUGGUGGACCGCCAGUAGACUGCAGGAGAAGGAACCAUUACUAUAGACUCCCAUUUUGAAGAUGCAUCUUACCUUUACCUGCCUUGUGUAUGUGUAAAUUACAGUUAAUUACAUUCCAUAUGUCUAUUUAUAUAUGAAUCUGUAAAUUUCAAAGGAAAACGGUUUAUAAAUCAUUGGGCGUAUAUGUUUUUUUUGUUUUUUCUCUCUUCUACAAGCGUUUAUUUAAGAGCUGGGUUUAGUUUUUAAUCCUCUGGGUGUGUCUGUGGGCAUGGCCUGGCUCAGUAUGGACAGAGUGAACCUGCCUUGGCUCGCCCCUUGGCCCUCCCACCGAGAUGGAGAGUCCCGAGUCAGAACCAGAGACUUAAAAAGUACAUGCAGACUCUGGGCGUCAGUUUUGCUGCGUGGUGAAGUUCUCUCAUCUUUUGGUGAACACAAAACUUUGGAUCAGAUAUUUAUAAUAUCAAAACUGGUGCUACGUUGUGGAGCACCAGACCGAGAAUAAACAACUAAGCAGAUUCAUCAAAAAAGGGUGGGGAGUAACUAUUGCUUAUAAUCAAAUGACUGGAUUUAUACUAGGCUGAGGUCCAGGGCCCCGUAUCUCAUAAGCAUUGAAGUGUUAAGAACGUCUUAAAGGAGAGGGAGAUGUUCAGUGUAAUACUCGCUCUGCCAUUUAACGAUGACCUUCGUGUUAACAUGCAUUUGGGAAAUCCAGGCCCGUUUCUCAGUUUUGACUUCAAUACUUUUAAUUUCAGUGUAGUCAUAAAUGAUGAAUUCAUUUCCUUUUUGCAGCCCAAACAUGAGAUUUUAAUAGUCAGUAUGAUCAUGAAUCAUAAAUUCAUAAAUCAGUAACUCUGAUUCCGAUUCCUGACACCCCCACUGUUUCUACAGAUCAGACAGGAGUGUGUUCUACUUUAGAGGGAGACUUGGCCCACUUUGCUAUAGAUGAAAAUGUUGUGAACUGAUGAACUUUCACUUUUCCCUCUUAACUUGGUUUGCACUACAGCAUCAAUCCCUCUUAACUUGGUUUGUACUACAGCAUCAAUUCCACAUAAUCCCAUCCAAUUUCCCCCGUUUCCUAACAGUAGCACUGUUUGAUUUUCUUGAUGCAUUCAUAUCAAGACUUGAAUAAAUGAUCCUUCUUUGAUUUUGCUGAAA